GAGCGGGUGGGUGGUGUUCCGUGGUGCUCCCGGACUGCGCCCGUUAUUUAUUUAACUUCCAGAGUGCCUGGAUACAAGAUAGCUGAUGCAUUAAGAACAAUGGAAACAAAGAAACCUGUUCCUGAUAUUACAAGGACAGAACUGGCAAGCUUACGUCUGUGCAUAACAGAGCCAACAUUUUUUGAGGACCCAAGGGUGAUUCGUGCUGCUGAAUCUCUAAACCUGCCAAUAUCUUCAAAAUCUGUAGAAGAAUGUUUGGCUGACAGCGAGUUUGAGACCAUAUUUUUGGUGAAGGAGUUUGAUGGGGAGCUGUUCACACAUCUGGUGGACUCUGAUGGCAUCGUGCUGGGCCGGCCGGCCCUGCUGGACAUAGUCGCCAGGGGCAUCCCCAUGCCGAACCUCUCGCGGCCGCUCUUCUCGGCCGCCAUGAAGGACGUCACCAUGUGCUUCACCGGCUUCAGGAUGCGUCAGCAGUUGAAGCGGCUUGUCGACCUGGUGCACCACCUGGGCGGCUCGGUGCGCAGAGAGGUCGGCCCCAACAUCACGCACGUGGUGGCCAACGCCUGCUCCGGCGAUAAGUACAGGUACGCGGUGACGUUCGGUCUGCCGGUGCUGCGCGACUCGUGGAUCGAGGCCGUCUGGGAGCGGAGGGAGGAGCUGGGGCUGAUAGCCACCCGGCCCGAGCUGAUGGGCGCGCACCGAGUGCGCCCCUUCUUCGGCGCCCGCGUGCGCCUGCUGGGCUUCUCGCCGGAGGAGCGCAACCACAUGGCCGAGGUGCUGCUGGAGAACGGCGGUCAGCUGGCGGGCGGCGGCGACGACGACGAGCCCUGCACGCACCUGGUGGUGGACGACAGCACGGUGAAGGAGCGGCCGGACGCGGUGCCGUCGCGCGCCCACCUCGUCAAGGCCGAGUGGUUCUGGGCCUGCAUCCAGAUGGACGCCGCCGCCGACGAGGCCAUGUACCGCUUCCAGACGCCGGCGGCGCGCGAGGUGGCCAGCCCGCCGCAGGGCCUUCUGGUGCCGACGCUCACUCCCGGCUCGCGCACCAACCGGAAGCGCAAGCGGCUGCGCGAGACGCUGCACCAGCUGGCGCGCGACACGCCCAGCCCUGCCGUUACCUCGCCCACGGCCGGGUCGUCCCAGCCAACGGCCAAGCGGCGCUCGUCCAUCACCGACAUCAACCUGCUGUCGACGUCCGGCUCGUUCCUCGACGCCACGCCGGGCGGCGACGCGGACGCCUCCACGUUCGCAGAUGGCUGCUCGCCGGGCCUGGGCGCGUCGCCGGCCCUGGCGCCCGACCUGCGCUCCAUGUCGCCCCGGCAGCAGGUCUUCCACGAACUGCUGCAGACCGAGACAAAUUACGUCAAAGUUCUGCACACCAUCGUCAUGCUGUUCAAGGAGCCGCUGGAGGCGGUGGACCAGGUGGGCGGCCCGCUGCUCGAGCCGCCCGACAUCAAGAUCAUCUUCGGCAACAUCCCGCCCAUGUACGAGGUGCACCAGCAGUUGCGCGACGACCUGGCGCGCAUGGCGCACCACUGGCGCGACGAGCUCAGCGUCGGAGAGGCCGUCAUCAAAUACGGUGACGAGCUGAUGCGCGCCUACCCGCCGUUCGUCAACUUCUUCGAGAAGUCGAAGGAGACGCUGGUGCGGCUGGACGCGUCGCGGCCGCGCUUUCACGCCUUCCUCAAAAUCAGCCAAAGCAAGCCUGAGUGCGGCCGCCAGACGCUGCAGGAGCUGCUGAUCCGACCCGUUCAGCGGCUGCCCAGCAUGAUCCUGCUGCUCAACGAUCUACUGAAGCACACGCCCAAGAGCCAUCCGGACCAUCAGAGGCUAGAGGAGGCCGUGGCCAAGAUCAAGGAGGUGAUGACGCACAUCAACGAGGACAAGCGACGCACCGAAGGGCAGAUGGCGCUCUUCAACAUCUUCAACGACAUCGAGAAUUGUCCGGCGCACAUCGUGUCAUCGCACCGGGCGUUCGUGGCGCGCUGCGACGUGGUGGAGAUCAAGGGCGACGGGCUGAGCGGCCGCGGCGACCACCUCAUCAUGUUCCUGUUCUCCGACAUGCUGGAGGUGUGCAAGAAGCGGGCGCGAUACAACACGCUGCGUUCACCGUCGGCGGCCAGCCUGCAGGCGGCCUCGCGCUCCUUCAAGCCCUACAAGCACGUGGAGCUGAUGCCGCUGGCGCACAUCAAGCGCGUGGUCGACAUACGGGAGACGGAGGAGUGCCACAACGUUUUCACGCUGAUCUGCCGGAGCAACCACGAGCUGAAGGAGCGCCACUACACGUUCACCAUCAGCUCGGAGGACGUGCCGAAGGAGCAGUUCCUGCGCACGCUCUGUAGACAGAUGGCGCAUGCCACGUGCCGCGCUGACGCCGAGAACUUCCUGACCGUACUGGACCCGCAGCAUCUGGACAUCGAGAGCAGCGAGGUGGCCGCGCACAGCACACUCAGCCGCGUCUCCAAGUUCGCCUCCAAGACGUCGCGCAAGGUGGGCCGCGCGUUCAGCUUCAAGCAGACGCCCAACAAGUUAAGGCGCGCCGUCUCCACCGUGAUCAGUCCGUUCCAGGGCGGCACGCCAUCCGGGCCCAUGGCCGAGCUGCGCAUGGCCUCAUCUUCCAACCUGCGGCGGCUCAUCCACCAGUCGUCGGUGGCCACCAUGUCUCCGGCGCGGCCGCAACUGACGCCCAGCGACGUCGACCCAGCCACCCCCCUGUCUGCGUUCAACGGCGCGGCCACCAUGCCCCACCCCCAGUCAACAACGCCUCUCUCAUCUAAGAAGAAGUUUAAGGCAAGCUCGCUGGGGUUUUCCGCUUCCAAGCUCCUCUAGCCGGCGGAGCAGUGCGGCGCAGCUGCCGCCGCUGCCGGCGCGUGCGCUGCCCCAGCGGCUGGCGCGCGCCCUCAGUCUCAGCUCGGUGCCGAGCUCGUGACGGGGAGAGGACGGAAGGCGGGGCGCCCGCCCGACACGCAGGGAACGGCAACUUUCCGAGCACGCGCCGUCUCCGCGAGAAGGAGACGCCGGCGGCGGCCCGCGCGGCCGCCGCCCAUUCUGUACAUACGGACCGACGCCAAGGGACGCCACCGCCGGCGUCACGCGCCGUCGGUGACGUCACGCCAGUGAUGCCUGUGGGUCUGCAGUCUUGUUGGAUAUUUAUGUUGACCGCCUGUGUCGGGAAGUUACGUCAGGGAUGACUUUGGCAAAUCGAGCUCGCCUGAGCUGUUUGGCCUCUCGAAGUCCGGGCCGGUGUCGGUCCGGACUCUUGUUAGUCUGUCUGUCUGAGGGCGGGCCUAGUCUCGGCUGGGCGGAGGAGGCCGCUCCGCGCCGAUCGAGCGAGUCGGACAAUCAUACUCUACGGCGCACGUGUCCGCCCACCGCGCCUGCGCUGCUCGGUGUGGUGCCCUGCUGUCACCGGACCCGCCGAGCCUUGGCGGGGCCUCUGUCUGUGCUGUUUGCUCGGUGCUGCUCUCUUGUACUCGUAUGUCUGUUGCCAGAGCCAGUGAUUCGCCGCAUUUAUGUCAAAUCGUCAACGUAGUCUUCUUUAAAAGUUUUAUACCGAGUUUCCAGUGAUGAUCUGAAUA
Messenger RNA from Pollicipes pollicipes, 3578 nucleotides. RefSeq names its product epithelial cell transforming 2 pebble (gene pbl). Gene Ontology annotation, molecular function: guanyl-nucleotide exchange factor activity; GTPase activator activity. The record is from RefSeq and is a predicted model, not a curated record. Gene Ontology annotation, biological process: intracellular signal transduction; activation of GTPase activity; regulation of cytokinesis, actomyosin contractile ring assembly. The coding region runs from base 100 to 2829 and encodes 909 amino acids. NCBI's taxonomy places the organism in Eukaryota, Metazoa, Arthropoda, Thecostraca, Pollicipedomorpha, Pollicipedidae. The transcript has 22 exons. Gene Ontology annotation, cellular component: nucleus; cell cortex.